AUGGAACCCGAUAAUCGACUUUUCCAGUCGUGCAAAACUGCGUACAAUCUCGUUCAGAGUUUCCAAAACGAUACACAGCCGUGGGGCUUGAUCUCGAAGAGAAGACCCGGCUACGAGUAUGAUGCAAAAUUGCGGAGAGAAGUGAAGGAGAAAAUUAUAGAAUCUUUAAACGUAAUAGAAACAGCAUUGGAACGCCAUGGGCUCAGGGAGAUUGCAAUAUCGUACAACGGAGGAAAGGACUGUCAGGUCAUGUUGAUUUUGAUUUUGUCGAGUAUAUACAAGAAGUAUCAGCAGGGGGGUGGAUCACUGGUUGGUGCAGCUAUCUUAGAUCCGAAGUACAAGCUCGACGCCAUAUACAUCAAUUCUGAAGUUCCCUUCCCGGGAGUAUCCACUUUUAUAGAAGAGUCCACAGCCCAGUACGGUUUGAACCCAGUGACAAUCAAAUCAUCGUUGAAGGAAGGAUUUGAAACUUAUCUUUCGGCCAACCCGAAUAUCAAAGCCAUAGUUGUAGGGAUACGUCACUCAGAUCCAUUUGGGUCUACCUUGAGUUCUGAACAGGAAACAGACGGCGAUUGGCCCAGGUUCCUAAGAAUCCACCCAAUUCUUAGUUGGGAUUUUGUGCAUAUAUGGGAUUUCUUGAUAGGAUGUGACUUGGAGUACUGUCCAGUGUAUGACUUGGGCUACACCAGUUUGGGCGGGAAGAAUAACACUAGCCCAAACCCUUACUUGAGGAAGAAAGACGAUCCAAGCAGCUACUUACCAGCUUACAUGUUAAAGGAAGAUGCUGACAAUAGAGAAAGGAUUGGAAGGAACAAAAAGCAAUAG
Messenger RNA from Dujonia railenensis, 825 nucleotides. The record is from the annotation of a GenBank genome assembly. Lineage: Eukaryota; Fungi; Ascomycota; Pichiomycetes; Serinales; Debaryomycetaceae.